Heterocephalus glaber (naked mole-rat) is the source of this 6343-nucleotide messenger RNA. RefSeq names its product G protein subunit alpha 14 (gene Gna14). Gene Ontology annotation, biological process: phospholipase C-activating dopamine receptor signaling pathway; adenylate cyclase-modulating G protein-coupled receptor signaling pathway. The record is from RefSeq and is a predicted model, not a curated record. Gene Ontology annotation, cellular component: cytoplasm; heterotrimeric G-protein complex. Gene Ontology annotation, molecular function: G protein-coupled receptor binding; guanyl nucleotide binding; GTPase activity. NCBI's taxonomy places the organism in Eukaryota, Metazoa, Chordata, Mammalia, Rodentia, Bathyergidae.
GUGGUCACUGCUGGGGUUUUCGGAACUUUCCAGACAGGAGCCACCCAGGCCCUGGGCCUGCAACUUCACUGCUCGCCUGAGUGACCCCGAAGGCCCGGGAGAGCCUACUCUCACCCGGGCACCGACGCCCCAACUUUUCCCCGCGGACUGCGUCGUUCUCCUAGGUACCCGCUCCGGUGCCAGGGGGCGCGCGGCUUCCCCGGCCAGCAGCGCCCUCAACCUCUGGGCUCGCCCUUCCUGUGGGGCUGCCUGAGCCCGGAUCCCGGGUGCACUUAAACGCUGGGGAUUCGCCCCCGCCCCUGAGCUGACCCCAGCAGAGGGAGUAAGCGCAGGACUCGGGCCCCUCUCCAAACCCCGUGCCGGCGGUGCGCUGCUCGCCAUGGCCGGCUGCUGCUGCCUGUCCGCCGAGGAGAAGGAGUCGCAGCGCAUCAGCGCCGAGAUCGAGCGGCAGCUUCGCCGGGACAGGAAGGACGCGCGCCGGGAGCUCAAGCUGCUGUUGCUGGGAACUGGCGAAAGUGGCAAGAGCACGUUCAUCAAGCAAAUGAGGAUCAUCCACGGGUCUGGGUACAACGACGAAGACAGAAGGGGCUUCACGAAGCUGGUCUACCAAAACAUAUUCACUGCCGUGCAAGCCAUGAUCAGAGCGAUGGACACCCUGAGGAUCCAGUAUGCGUGCGAGCGGAAUGAGGAAAAUGCCCAGAUAAUCAGAGAAGUGGAAGUUGACAAGGUCUCCAUGCUCUCCAGGGACCAGGUGGAGGCCAUCAAGCAGCUCUGGCAGGAUCCAGGAGUCCAGGAGUGUUAUGACAGGAGGAGGGAGUAUCAGCUGUCAGAUUCUGCCAAAUAUUACCUGACUGACAUUGACCGGAUUGCCAUGCCAUCAUUUGUGCCCACACAGCAAGAUGUGCUUCGUGUCCGAGUGCCCACCACUGGAAUCAUUGAGUACCCGUUUAACCUGGAGGACAUCAUCUUUCGGAUGGUGGAUGUUGGUGGCCAGCGAUCUGAACGACGGAAAUGGAUUCAUUGCUUUGAGAGUGUCACCUCCAUAAUUUUCUUGGUUGCUCUGAGUGAAUAUGACCAGGUCCUGGCUGAGUGUGACAAUGAGAAUCGCAUGGAAGAGAGCAAAGCCCUGUUUAAAACCAUCAUCACCUACCCCUGGUUUCUGAACUCAUCUGUGAUUUUGUUCUUAAAUAAGAAGGAUCUUUUGGAAGAAAAAAUCAUGUACUCUCAUCUAAUUAGCUAUUUUCCAGAAUACAAAGGACCAAAGCAGGAUGUCAAAGCUGCCAGAGACUUUAUCUUGAAACUUUAUCAAGACCAGAAUCCUGACAAAGAGAAAGUCAUCUAUUCCCACUUUACGUGUGCUACAGAUACGGAGAAUAUCCGUUUUGUGUUUGCUGCUGUCAAAGACACAAUUCUACAGCUAAAUCUAAGGGAAUUCAACUUAGUUUAAAAGCUGCUGCCCUCUCCUCCCCAUAACAGAAGACAUGAUGAUCAAGCUGCUUGUUUCAUUUGCAAGUGCUUCAGACUUACCCGACCAAGGACCUGUGCCAGGCACCAUGGACAUCAUGCAGACCACUAGGACAGAGAGGGGUAAUGGAACUUGGAAGAUGUUAGUUUACAAAACCUUUUAAGUCUUAAUUCCCAAGUUGGUUUUAUAGUUUUUUUCUUGUCUCUUGGCUGUAAGAUUGUGUUUUUAAAAUUUGAUAUUUCACAGAAUUUUCAAUUCUACCAUGAUUUAUGUUUAAAAAGUUAAGCGAUAGCCAUUGAAAAUCACUUAAUAGAGGGGUCUGCUAAUUUAUUGAUGCCUUCAGACCUCUAGGAUUCAUUUUUAAAAGAUGUUAAUGGAGUCGACACAUUAAAUCUUGUUAAUUUAGAUACAUUCCUAAUUUCUAAUAUUUUUCUCUCUUCCUGCUGAAGUAUGGCUCCUUUAACAUGCCACUGUUUUUUUUUUAAUAGUUGGCUCAUUUUAUAUGUCAAUUUCCUAGGCCGAAUUAUUGAAUAUACUGGGCUCAGUACAUUUAGUUUUGCCACAAUUUGGCUACUGUGAAGCCAAAGUUGACAUAUGGUAAAUGUGCUUUAGAUAGCAUUUAUGGUAUACUGGUGAAAACAUGUGUCCUAAUGCAUGUGGCUAUGUCUUAUAAACUUACAAAAUGGCUAAAAGUGAAAAAUUGUUUAGCAAAUGUUAUGUAACCACUGCCAAAGAUCUGAUGGUCACCACAGAUAUGCUAUGUUUGAACUAUGUAUGCUAUACCUUUCUCAGAAGACUAAGAAUUUUACCAUUCUGCUACCAGCACUGAUUAUGUUGUUUCUUAGAGCACAGGGUUGAUGGUUCUUCUCUAAAAGAGAAAAGUGCUGUAGACUUAAUAGUAAUCCAGAAACUUUCCAAAGUCUUCUUUUGAAAUAAGUCUGUAUUCAUCAUAUUAUGUUGGAGUUCCCUUAGCAACUGGCUAAAGCAGGUGUUUCCGAUUGUUAUGUGAAGGUGCACACACAAGCACAACAUGUAGGGAUUUAAGGUAUGCCAUAUCUAUCCUAGACCGGGGGCCCCUAAUCCCUGGACUACAGACUGGUACUGGUACAUGGCAUGUUAGGAAUGGGCUGCACAGGAGGUGAGCAGUGAGAGAAGCUCCAUCUGUAUUCACAGUUCCUCUCACCACUCCAUCACCACCUGACUGACUCUGCCUCCUGUCAUCAUUACAGCCUCACAGGAGCCUGAACCACACUGUGAACUGCGCAUGGGAGGGAUCUAGGUUGCGUGAUCUUUAUGAGAAUCGAAAGUAAUAGAAAUAAAAUGCACAAUAAAGGUAAUACACUUGAAUCAUCCCAAAACCAUUCCCAUUCCCUGCCUGUGGAAAAAUUGUCUUCCAUGAAACCAGUCCCUGGCAGCAAAAAAGUCAGGGACUGCUGGUCUAGACAGUCUCCAAAUUAAAAAUGGCUUGACUGCAUGACUGUGUAAAAGUGAUACACAUUCAGCUGAAAUCAUACCUUGAAUUUGGAUCUUUUCUCAGGCUAACAAUAGUGUCUGUCUGACACUGUCCAAUGAUGAUGGGGUGCAGCUGAAACCAACAUCUUCUGGUCAGUCAUGUGCUCUUCAUGGGAAAUAAUCCUUAUUCCACAGUGCACUGUGUUGCUAAGAUUCUACAGGUUAGGUGCAUAUAUUUUCAAUUUACCAUGAGUUUAUGAGGUUGAGAAGCAUCUAUACAAAAUGUAUCCUGACUACAUUCAUUAUACAACAGUAUUCUUCCAGCUGUCUUAAACCUUCCUUUCAGCCAGUAAUUGGACUGUCAAGUUCUCAUUCUUUUGGAACAGUUCUUAGUGUAAAGCCAUUAAAGAAGAGUAUCAAUGCCAGAAAAGAUUUAAAUUCUUCUACAAUAAUAUUAAAUCUUAAAAAUAAAUCCUUAUUCUAGAUGAAGAACUUGACAAACUGAUGUUAAAGUUUAUUUGAAGCAGUGAAGGUCCAGGAAUAGACAGUUCAGCAAAAAAGAACAGAGAGAAGGGGCAGUAGCCCUUCAAGAUAUUUAAGAAUAUCAUCAGAUAGACAUCACCGAUUUUUCUCCCUGCCACACAUACUAGGCUAAAGAUUAUGAACUGGGGCUCUCUGACCAAUUAACAUGAAAAGGUUUCAACAGAACCAGCAAUCGAAGAAAUUAAACAAUUGGGAUUAUGUUUUUUAUUUCAAGCAUUUUCUAGCAUCGAGUUGUUAAUUUAUCUGGCUGAUAAAGCAUACAAGAAAAUGAUGGCUUUCAAUAAUUAGUUAUAGGAAGGCUAUGCAAUACGUCAUUUAAAGGGGAGUAAUGAUGAAGUAUUUUCUUAAGCAUGAAAAGACAUGCCUUUCUUCAUAAGAUUUAAGUUAAUCAUUUCUGAUAAUAUUGAUCUUGCUGGGAGAAAUUCUCCCCUUAGCCCUUCUUUCAAAAUAUACUCUUACAACUUACUAAGAAAAUAAGACAUUUGAAAUUGUUGAGACAGACAGUGCUGGAGCUUCAGAGUUCACCAAGUAUCUGCUAAACUUUCAGUCUGCAGUGAUCAUGCUGGGUUGGAAUGCUGUCUGCUUUGACUGAAAAACCAGAACCUUGGUUUCCUGGGGACCUUUAUUUAGGCCCCACAGUGUGCAGAAUUUAGAUAGGCGAGGGAAUACAAUUGAUAUUCUUUCUAGUUCUACCCAGUAGCUAAAAACCAAAGCAGACUGAAGAUCAGAAAGAUUUUUUGGACUCAAUUUAUUUAAAAAGGCAUACAUGGUUAAAGUGAGCUGUCAUCAUGCAAUCCAAAUCUACUGAUACUAAGAAAUUAAGUAUUGUUAGAGAAAAGUCAUUAGUGAAUAUAAACCAAAUUUUUGGGGGGACAGAGACUAAAGUCAGUUUUAAGAGUAAGAACUUCAGAAUGUAAACUUUCGUGUUUAUGCAUGGUCUUACCAAAAUAUACAAGAAGUAAGGCAGAGGCUGUGUAAUAGACAACUGGGCCAAGCUCAUAUACAAGGGACAGGGUAAAGAGAAGUGAAGAAAAUACUGAGGUAAAGCAGAAAUGUUUUAAAGCUUAAUUAUUAAUAACUAAUUUUUACCAAAGAAACAGACUAUUUGGUAAAUAUAAGUUUGCAGGAGAAAGUAUUUUUAAAGUAUACUCUCCCUGAAAACUUCAUUAACUGUAAUACAGUUACAUCAGCAAGACUAUUUUAAAGUCUGUAACAAUCUACCUUACCUUGUAACAAGUCCCAGAUACAAUUUCUAAUAGUUUGUGGGUGGGGGUUUAUAACCAUUGAUCCUGAGAAUAUUUCCAUGUAACCUAUGCUACACUGGAUCUAUGAUGGCAAGACAAGAAAGGUUGAGGUUUUUCAACAUGUUUGAUGUUAGGUACACUUCUAAUUAUUCGGUAUUUCAUUACCAGUCUCAUAGGGUUUCUUGUUACAAGGACUUCACUAGAAGGAACAUGUUAUUAAGAUAUCAGAGCAAUAUGAAAUGGUGUUCAGUGACAGAUUUUAAUUACAGCAGUUUGAUAUAUCACUGUAGAUGUUAAACUAUAAUACAAAUUUAUAUCUGUAUAAAGUAAUACAAAAUUUAAAAAUAUAUCAACCUACAAAAUUUGAAGCUGUGUUUUUUGUGUAGCUCUCUGAGUAACCAAAACUACCAUUUAAAAAAAUGCUCUAAUGCUUUAAAAUACUAGAACUAAUCCAUAAUCCUAAAGUAAAAUAUCUUUUUAAAAUGAUAUGGAGUGAUUUAUUUUACAAAAGAGAAAAUAAAGUAGAAAAAGGUUUCAGUUAAACAUAAAUGAGGUCUGUCAGAGCACAGCAAGGUGUAGCAAGGUGACAGACGGGCUUUUAAGAUACCCCUGAAACAAACCCUUCAGACCCCUGUGGCAGAAAGACAAGUGGGGGAAAAAGUUGCAUUAAUAACUAUACCGGCCAAUAACCGAAAAUAUGGACUACAAUGAUCACAGAAUGUUAACUGAUGCUACUUUCAUUAAGUUAUCAUUACUUCAAAAGUAUUUCUCAAAGGAUUUUUCAGGGGGAUAAAUGGGUUCCUUUUUAGGGUAAAGGAGCUAUUUAUAAUACUGCAUUGCACCAAAAGGAAUCAUACUAAAUUUUAUAUCAAGUCAGCGUAAGGAAUACGAACUCUCUCUUAUUUUCUACUUGAAUCUUAAAUAAGGAAAGCUAUUAUACUUUUAGUCAUAAUGCACUGACAUUUGUAUGGCACCCCCCAGCAUAUGAGUAUUUUAGCCCUACAAGAAUGUACUCUAUACAUCAGCUCUCUGUUCUGAAGGGUCUUUGUCACCUAUAUGGUGAAUCAGCCAGAAGGCUGAGCAAAUUCAACUUAAAUGGCAAAACUUCUGUACCCAAUUCCAGUAAAGUGCUUAAGGUAAGGAGGUUGGAAUAGACUUAGCUAAAUGAUAGCCAAUGGUGUUUUUGGGGUGCCAUUUAUAAAUCUAAUUUUUCUAAUGCUUUUACUGGUGUCACUGAAUCAUAUGAGACUGUUACACAGUAGGAAAGGAAAGAUACACCAGAACAAGAGCUAUCCUAUCUCACUCUAUUGAGAGUGUUCGCAAUCUGAAGGAUUCCUGAGUUGUGGAUUUGGUGCUCCUAUCUAAGGGGCUCCACAUUAUUCAGAUUUCCAACACUCACCGGACUGCUCAUGUCUAUGUGGUUCUUUUAAAUUGUUUGUUUUUUUUUUAAACUACAAUUUACAAUAGAAAAUACAGUAUAUAGCAUAUUUAACAAAAACAUUUUAAGAAACAGUAUUUAACCUUCUCAUACAUCCUACCUAUUGUUCUCUAUUUUCUUUUCCAUUUUAAAACAUGCUGGUCUUGAGGGGUUAACUGAUUUCAUAGCCCACUAAUGGGUUAAGACCUAUCCUUUGAAAAA